Messenger RNA from Penicillium nucicola, 1833 nucleotides. RefSeq lists its product as uncharacterized. Lineage: Eukaryota; Fungi; Ascomycota; Eurotiomycetes; Eurotiales; Aspergillaceae. The transcript is spliced from 3 exons. The record is from RefSeq and is a predicted model, not a curated record. The coding region runs from base 1 to 1833 and encodes 610 amino acids.
AUGAUCUCGACCACCCUCAUGACUUUCUUGUUGAUUACCAAACCCGAGGUCCGGUCGGUCAAACUGCUCGGAUCCUGGGAUAAUUUCUCCAGGCAAUAUGUAAUGGAAAGGGACAAGCGGGUUGGCCCCGGCCAUUGGAAAGGAUGUCAUACUUUUACAGAUAUCAUUGGCGACGGGCCUGACAAGAGUCAAUGGCGUACCGGGGGUCUCAAGAUGGGAGGCACAUACUGGUACUACUACUUGCUGGAUGAUGACAUUGAAUAUUAUAACGAAAGAGAACCUGCCACUACAAGCUGUCCUCUACUUCCGGGCCAGCCGGUGAAUGUGCUGAAUGUGCCCAUCAUCCUACCUGAUAGUCGAUCGCAUGAACGCUCGGGCAGCAGCGGCUCCACCAAGUCCGAAUAUCGAACCAUGAACCCCGAGGACAAGUUUAUGAACCCGCGCAAGCCGCCACCGCAGCCUCAACCAGUGCGUCUUCAGACGUCCACGUCCGUGCGACGCCAACUGAGUCCGGCAAUGGCUUCCAUUUCUCCGAUUGCUGGCAUGGUUCACAGGAGUAAGUCGCAGCCGAACAGUGCCACUCGCAGGAGCCACCGUUCGAAGGACUCGCGCUCCAUGUCUCCCCCGAGGGCACGGGCCCUUCGUGCUGCUUUGGGACAAACCAAUGCCAUGGAAGCCCGGGUGCCUGAGACAUGGCAAUCAAACAAUGCUUCAAACGAGUCGGUUGAGACUCGUCGCAAUGUGCCAGGUAUCAGAAUAAACGCUGGAAUCGCAAUUCCCUCCUCUCCGAACGCGCCUAACAAGCUGGGGCCCUCCACCCUCCAAAGUCGUCGCGCGUUGAAAACUGGAGAUGGAGCUCCAGGUCGUCUUCUUACUGUACAAACACGCCCUGGACCUCGUGGACUAGGUCCUUCUCGUAUCAACGGCAAUAAUGCAGCCCAUGAUGAGUCUCGUGCCAUCAGAAAUGCGCUGGAAGAUAUCGCGAACUCCAGUGACUUGCCAACACCAACCAAGCCAUUUGCUAAGAAAGAGAAGCGACUGCCAACGCUCCCGAACUCUCCAUCCUCCGUGAUGGAUGAAGCCGUCCGCGCCAUUGAUGAAAGAGACAAAGCUAUGGACGCGGAGGUCCUGCGUAGUCACUUCUCCAGCAUGACAAUGACAGACGAUUCUAUUCACUCGCGCAUUAUCGCAGAACGCAGUCGAUUCUCAGAAUGGAGCACCGACACUGAAACCGACGAUUACAACACUCCAGAAUCAAUGGUUUCAACCUCGACCUUCAACCAGGACUACAACUCCGAACUCGACGGCUCAGAUGACCGAUGGACAACCCCCGAACUUUCACAAUCCGGCGAUGCAGCAACCAACACAGACCCAAAUACUCCCCAUCUGACAGUCCACUCAAAACCCUCCUCUCCGAACUCGGCCUCCGGCGAAGGCGACCUCCCCUGGAACGUCUCCCUGCCCCACCUCACAGUUUCUUUAUCCUCCCCUAGUAUUAAUGGCUCAGGGCUGGGAAUCGAAGGAAUGGAUGAAGUGGAAAGUAAUCCAAAGCGCCACGCCGCCCUCUUCAGCGCCCUCGAAUCAAUGGAGGCACUCGCCAUGUCCCGCAGUCCCAAUUCCUCUCCCGUCAUCCUCCCCCAGAUCCUACGUGACUCGGUUUCGGAGAGAAAUAUUUCUGGACAGCGUAGACCCAGUCAUCAGACCGAGUCUAUUCGCUCUCGACGCAGCAAUGCAGAUCUCCACGGUGGCAAUGCUACCAUGCAGGAGUUAAUGGAUGAGCUUAGCUAUCUGAAGAAUAUCAUUCAGGCUGAGAUGGACGGCACUCCUUUCUGA